Sinocyclocheilus grahami is the source of this 1427-nucleotide messenger RNA. RefSeq names its product aldo-keto reductase family 1, member B1 (aldose reductase), tandem duplicate 2 (gene akr1b1.2). The transcript is spliced from 10 exons. The record is from RefSeq and is a predicted model, not a curated record. Bases 110 to 1060 code for a protein of 316 amino acids. Lineage: Eukaryota; Metazoa; Chordata; Actinopteri; Cypriniformes; Cyprinidae. Gene Ontology annotation, molecular function: oxidoreductase activity.
UUCCAGACAAGAGCAAUCGAUCCAGAGCUAGCUGAACUCCUCCACCUCACAGGCGGUUGAGUUUGGAGCUAGUCUGUUGAAAUAGCUAGUGCUUAAUUUCGCUUUCACCAUGGCAACGUCUGUGAAGCUCAAUACCGGGGCAGAUAUGCCCAUCGUCGGACUGGGCACAUGGAAGUCUCCUCCAGGUAAAGUGGCAGAGGCUGUGAAGGCAGCCAUCGCUGCAGGGUACAGACACAUCGAUGGCGCCGCCGUGUACAACAAUGAAAUGGAGGUCGGAGAGGGAAUUCAGGCCAUGAUAAAAGAUGGUGUGGUUAAAAGAGAAGAACUUUUUGUGGUCAGCAAGCUCUGGUGCACCUUUCACGAGAAGGCCUUAGUGAAAGGAGCAUGCCAGAAGACUUUAGGUGACCUGAAGCUGGACUACCUGGAUCUUUACCUGGUUCACUGGCCAAUGGGCUUUAAGUCUGGGCCAGAUCAGUUCCCACUGGACAGUGAAGGGUUAACCAUUGGUGAUGACACCAGUUUCUUGGACACCUGGGAGGCUAUGGAGGAGUUAGUGGAUGCUGGGCUGGUUAAGGCCAUUGGCAUCUCCAACUUUAAUCGAGAACAAAUCGAAGCCAUCCUGAAUAAACCAGGACUCAAGUACAAACCUGCCAACAAUCAGUUCGAGUGCCACCCCUAUCUGACUCAGGAGAAGCUGAUUAACUACUGUCAGUCCAAAGGCAUUACAGUCACUGCAUACAGUCCUCUGGGUUCUCCAGACAGACCUUGGGCUAAACCUGAAGAUCCCUCACUGCUUGAUGACCCAAAAAUCAAGGCCAUUGCAGAGAAGCACAAAAAGACUACUGCCCAGGUUCUCAUCCGCUUCCACAUUCAGAGGAAUGUGAUCGUCAUCCCUAAGUCCAUCACACCUCAGCGUAUUCAAGAGAACUUUCAAGUCUUUGAUUUUGAGUUGAGUCAGGAGGACAUGAAGUCCAUUUUGGGCUUCAACAAGAAUUUCAGGGCUUGUCCAAUGCAGUGGGGUGUGAAGCACAAAGACUACCCAUUUAAUGCUGAGUAUUAAAAGAAGACAUCUUGGAGCAUGCGGUUUAAAAACAGGUUCCUUGUUUCCGAGAUUGCUGAUUUUGCCUUUGAUUAAUGUGAAAAUCUCUUCAUUUUGCUUUAAGAAACUUAGUUACUGAGAAACUUCCUUACAGAGGUACUGUGAUAUGUGAUUUGCAGGUUUGGAAUUUAAAGCAAGCCUUAUUAUAGCAGCCACUAUACUUCAAAUGAAUUUUCUUUCUUUGCCCAUAAAGUCAUAUUUGUUAAUGCUUUGACCAUUUUAAGCUGUUACUACUUUAGAACAGAUGUAAAAAGACUUGCAUUAAAUGUAUUAUGACAAAACAAUACAAAUGAAUCAUAAGGAAGUCUGAGAAACUAGUAACAUUUUU